AUGGCAUCUACACUUACGGAACCGAUCGAGACUCGACUGUUCAUCAACGGCGAGUUCCGAGAUUCAUCCAAUAAACAAACAUUCGAUGUGGUGUACCCUUACACCCAAGAGGUUGUCGCACAAGUCCAAGAAGCAACAACGCAGGAUGUCGACGAUGCCGUUGCGGCGGCUAGCGCAGCCUUCCCCGCCUGGCGAGACACAAGCAUCGAACAGCGAGGUUCAUACAUGCAAAAUCUCUCUAAGCUGAUUUUGGAGUCGAAUGCCGAACUCGCAAAGCUCGAGACACUAUCGAUCGGUCGUCCGGUCUCGGCAUUCUUCGAUGGCGCUAUGGCAGCUGACUACUUCAGCUAUUUUUCCACUGCCGCCUGGAGUGCGCAGGGUACAGCUAGUUUGAACACACCAGACCAACUGAGCAUGACAGUGAGACAGCCAUAUGGUGUGGUGGGACUCAUUAUCCCGUGGAAUUUCCCACUUGUCAUGUUCGCUGGAAAGAUUGCUCCUGCGAUCGCGGCAGGUAACACCGUUGUCUUGAAGAGCAGUGAGAAGGCGCCGUUGACAUCCAUCUAUGUAGCCAAGCUCAUUCAAAGGGCCGGUUUCCCACCCGGUGUGAUCAACAUCAUCUCCGGCCAUGGUGACCCAGCCGGCACAGCUCUGUCGUCGCACAUGAAGGUGCGCUGCAUCAGCUUCACUGGAUCCUCAAUCACAGGCCAAAAGAUCCAAGCCGCUGCCGCAAAGUCGAACCUGAAGCACGUUCUCAUGGAGCUAGGAGGCAAGACGCCCGCUAUCGUCUUUGAAGACGCAGACCUGGAUUCAGCUGCGGCACAAACGCAGUUCAGCAUCCAGUUCAACAGUGGCCAAAUCUGUACUGCGAACUCUCGCAUCUACGUGCAUGAAUCAGUUGCAAAGGAGUUCACCAAGUUGUUCCGUGAGAAGUUCGAGGCUGUUACAAUUGGAGAUCCGAUGGAUCCUACUACUUCUCACGGUCCGCAGAUCGAUGUCAAGCAAUAUAACCGAAUCAAGGAAUAUCUUGCUAUCGGCGAGAAGGAUGGCAAGCUCACCCUGGGUGGUGAUGCAAACGAUGGCUACUUCGUCAAGCCCACUAUCUUCGAGGGUGUCCCUUCGGAGUCGCGGUUGAUGCGAGAGGAGGUCUUCGGUCCCGUUGUGACUAUCACUCCCUUCUCCACUGAGACGGAGGCUAUUGACAAGGCAAACGAUACAGAAUUUGGUCUGUACGCCUCUGUUUUCACAAAGGAUCUUGAUCGGGCGAUCCGCUUGGCAAAGUCCCUUGAGGCAGGUACUGUUGGUGUGAACUGUACUAGUCCCACGGGUGCAAAGGACGGUGCCUUUGGUGGCUACAAGAUGAGUGGAAGUGGUCGUGAGGGUCUUCUGUACAGUCUUGACAGCUUCCUCGAGACGAAGAGCAUCGUUAUCAAGACAUCGAAGUUGUAA
Messenger RNA from Penicillium salamii, 1449 nucleotides. Lineage: Eukaryota; Fungi; Ascomycota; Eurotiomycetes; Eurotiales; Aspergillaceae. The record is from the annotation of a GenBank genome assembly.